This is a messenger RNA of Cyprinodon tularosa, 740 nucleotides long. RefSeq lists its product as uncharacterized. NCBI's taxonomy places the organism in Eukaryota, Metazoa, Chordata, Actinopteri, Cyprinodontiformes, Cyprinodontidae. The transcript is spliced from 4 exons. The record is from RefSeq and is a predicted model, not a curated record. The coding region runs from base 87 to 740 and encodes 217 amino acids.
AACUCCUUCAUCUGAAAGAACAAAAAGCUAAUUUAUCUCCUCAAAUCCAACCAUCUGGAUCAGACAUAACUGUCCAAGCUGACCCAAUGGUUAAAAAUAGAAUCUGCAGAAAGAGUAAAACUCAUAGAAAGGUGUUAAAGGCUGUAGAGAAAAUGAAAAAAGAAAAGCGUCUGAAGAAAAAAUCAAAGCAGCAGACUCCAAGGGAGCCGGACCAGAUUCUGGGACUACCAACAUCAGACGCUCUGCCUGUAAGGUCCGGGAUGGUUUCAGAUUCUCCAAUCUUACCUCUGGAGGCCUUUAACCCAGUGAUCUCCAGCCAGAGGUUCCAGCCAGCUUCAGACGGAUGGCUUUUACCCGUUUCUAGCAGCCUGCCUCCUCGAGCCAUGAUGGACGACUACGCUGCAGCCACGCCCAGAUCGUUCCCUCACACCUGCUCUCUCUGCAGCCAAGUUUGUUCAAAUAUUCAGGAAUGGAUCUUCCAUCAGAAUAUCAGCUUUCAUCUGGAGAACUGCAAACUCCUCCGGAAACGAUACCCCAAUUGGGACUGUACAGUACCACUGUUUAAAAGUAUCAGACCAGGGAGCCGAUCCAGGUCAAGGAAUGAAAGCCAAUCAGGUCACAGCAGCGUGGAGGAUGGAUGGGACAGACCAAGGAGCCGCUCCCGUUCUCCAAGUCCUUAUUGUAGCAAUGUUUUGGGGGCUGGCUGGAGAUCAGGAGAGGAUUUAAAUAGUCAGAGGUAA